UAAAUCGGUUGCGAAUCCUUUGACAUAUUACAAGAUUAGGCUGCGCUUUCGAAAGAAUAGUUAAGUACUGCAACUCAGAGAGCGCGAAUCAAGCACUCAUAGAAGACCUCGUGCGAUCUUCAAAUGGCAUAUCACGGGAACGGAUCGAUGGCAGAAUCUUCGGAGCAGUCUCAGAGCGCAAACGAAGUUGUUCCAGUUACUCAGCCAGAUAGCGAAGUUGCCUCAGUUAAUGUGCCUUCUGUGGAGCUUGUUAGCAACAGUGACGCUAUUACCGGGCUUGACCACAAGUACACAAUCCCUGGCCCACCUUCAGCUGAGACCGUAGGCAGCAGUACUCUCAUCGCUAAUAAGUCUGACGACGAUGUCACAACCCUUGAUAGACCCGAGAAGUUGCUUAACACCAGCCUGCCUAGUCUUCGCAACAUGACUCCACGUACCUCUGAAUCGGACGGGGAGGAUACCUGCAUUGUGGCGACCGACUUCGUCAUAUUCUCACAACUUCCCCUGGAGAUACGACAAAUGAUCUGGAAAGAGGCGUGCUUUAAUGACCCCCGAGUUAUUGACAUUUUCCUUGUCCAGGGUCCUGAAAAUUAUGGGGGAGCCUUCGGAACGGAUAUAUGUGUUACCUAUGUCUCGGAGGACGAGGACGUCUCUGACGAGGAAGAAAAGGAUGUUGAAGAGAGCGGAGACGAAGAGGGUGGAGACGAAGAGGGUGGAGACGAAGAGGGGUGGAGACGAAGAGGGUGGAGACGAAGAGGGUGGAGACGAAUAUAGCGAAGGUGAAGACGGCCAAGGUGAAGAAAACGAAGAUGCAGAGGGCGGUGAUGAAGGAGAAGACAGGUACGAGAGUCGCGAAGAGCGACGAGAGAUGUUCUAUGAAGAAUUAGAAGACACCUUCAAAUUAAGGACACUUACGGCACGGAUUGCUCCUUCAAUUCUUCACACCGAUUGG
Messenger RNA from Mollisia scopiformis, 952 nucleotides. RefSeq lists its product as uncharacterized. The transcript is spliced from 3 exons. The record is from RefSeq and is a predicted model, not a curated record. Bases 124 to 774 code for a protein of 216 amino acids. Lineage: Eukaryota; Fungi; Ascomycota; Leotiomycetes; Helotiales; Mollisiaceae.